AAAUUAUCAAACAUAAGAUGCUUAGCGGUGCUGCUACGCGCCCGCCCUACAUCCUACCUCUUCCGACUCGAUAAAGCAGGGGAGGGGAAGCAAAAAGCUCAGAUUUUCCGCUUUCUUGUGCUUAUUGAUGACAUUUCUUUGAUAUGGAUCAUCACCAAAGCGCACAGGGGAAAACCCAAUCUCAGGAGCUCUCAUUUUCAGAAAGAGGGAGCGGCAAUGGCAAUGGCGAUGGCAAUGGCAAUGGCAAUGGUGAAGGUGGUGGGCGUUGGGAGGGCACUUGGGUGAUGGGAAUUCCAGCCAAUCCUCAUACGCAGCCCCCCUUCUCGUCGGUUGGGGUUCCGCAACAAUCGCCCUCCCCCUCCCCCAACAAGUAUUAUUCUUAUGAUUCAGCGGCAUAUCUACCACAUUACAACAGCACCAGUGCCAAUUACAAUGUGGUAACCCCGCAACCCCAGGCCCCCAAUCCAUAUGUGCACACCUCUCCUGUUUCCGGAUCCUCUGGCAAGAGUCCCAUGGAUACGAUAAUGGGUUGCUUGAGUAAGUGGGGUAAGAAAGUUGAGGAGUCUUCCAAGAAGGCUGAAGGUUAUGCAGGAAAUGUGUGGCACCACUUGAAAACCGGUCCUAGUCUUACAGACGCUGCCAUGGCUAGAAUUAAUCAAGGGACAAAGGUAUUAGCUGAAGGUGGAGUCGAAAAGGUUUUCAGACAGACGUUUGAAACCUUGCCAGGAGAGCAGCUCCGAAAGUCAUUUGUUUGUUACUUUUCAACUUCAUCAGGACCUGUAAUUGGAACUUUAUAUCUGUCUACUGUGAGGCUUGCCUUCUGCAGUGAUAACCCUCUUUGUUACUGUCCAGCUCCUGGGCGACAGGAAUGGAUUUAUUACAAGGUGGUUGUUUUGCUUGACCAGCUAAUGGCAGUGACUCCCUCAGCAAACAGAUUGAACCCGGCAGAAAAGUAUAUUCAGGUAUUGACAAGAGAUGGGCACGAAUUCUGGUUCAUGGGUUUCGUAUCCUAUGAUAAAGCCCUCAAGAACCUAACGGAGGCUCUGUACCAUGCUAGCUCUUACUGCUCUGGAGGAAACUCCUCCUAGAGAUUGCACCUCGUUGCCCAUAACUUGUCUUACCUCUCUUCCAACAUCAAGGUUUUGAAAGGACAAAAAGAAAGGAAAGGAUAGAGAACGUUGAAUGCCAGAAAAAUUCUACUAAAUUGCUUUGAACUUGUAAUAUUGUUCCAUAAUGUAGUGGUUUUAACAGAUUCUGUACUCCAUGAAUUUAAUGUAUUCCUGGAUUUUUAUGA
Molecule: messenger RNA, 1294 nt
Organism: Amborella trichopoda
Lineage: Eukaryota; Viridiplantae; Streptophyta; Magnoliopsida; Amborellales; Amborellaceae
Product: GEM-like protein 1
Source: RefSeq, a predicted model, not a curated record